GGAGGAAAAGAGAAACCAGCCUAACUAUAUGAAACUGCCUUUUAAAUGCGAUAUGUGUGUCCUCGGCUUUACCAAGAAAGAAAAUUAUUAUUACCAUAUGGAAAAGAAACACGAUGUGAAUGUUGGCCCAUACAUCUGUCCGACGUGCUCAAUACGUUUUACAACGGAACAGCUGUUAGAGUGUCACAGAAAAAAACAUUACCUAUACUACAGAUGUCAUCUAUGUAAAUACGAGACUACCGAGAUUAAAACAGCGUGGACACACAGCAGAAGUAAACACGUCAAUGACACUGAGGAUUGCCGGCAUUGUGAAUGCUGCGACUUUGUUGCUACAACUUCAGAAGAGUUAUCCGAACACAUGAAAGCCGAGCAUUCUGUGCUCUGCAAUGAAUGUGGGGAGAAAUUCAAAGGUCCCGACACACUCAAGUCUCAUAAGAGACGAAUCCAUAAUGGCGUCAAACGUGAAUUCCAGUGCGACAUUUGCUCAAGGGCGUUUAAAACCAAGUCAAGACUGGAGUCUCAUAUGGCGAACCACAAUUCCACCAUAGCACAGAAGCUGGCCUAUUGCACGAGCUGCAAUAUUCAAUAUAAGAAUAUUUACGUAUACAGAAACCAUUUGAGAACUAGUGCAAAUCAUGCGGACCAAAUGUAA
This is a messenger RNA of Hyposmocoma kahamanoa, 652 nucleotides long. Its product is annotated as zinc finger protein 626-like. Lineage: Eukaryota; Metazoa; Arthropoda; Insecta; Lepidoptera; Cosmopterigidae. Gene Ontology annotation, cellular component: nucleus. The annotation marks the transcript as partial. Gene Ontology annotation, biological process: regulation of transcription by RNA polymerase II. The transcript has 4 exons. The record is from RefSeq and is a predicted model, not a curated record. Gene Ontology annotation, molecular function: RNA polymerase II transcription regulatory region sequence-specific DNA binding; DNA-binding transcription factor activity, RNA polymerase II-specific.